AUGAAGUACCUCACUACCAUCUCGGUUGCUCUCAGCCUCAUCCUCUCCACUACUGCGGCGGCUACUCCCGGACCCCUGAUCAAUGCCGACCUCCUUCCUCGCGAUAUGUCUGCUAUGCCUCGUGGUAUAACAUCUCUCUUGACUAGAGAUGCGAUGAUGGAUCGUCGUGCUCUCGAAAAGCGUGCUGGUUGCUUUCAGGCAUGUAACUCAGGAUGUGGAGGCUGCACCAGUAUGGGCUGCCUUAGCGGUUGCCAGAUCAAUUGCUCGAUCUGUUGUGAGAUCCACAACGGCAAUUGCACCGACUGCGGUACUCAGUAUGAGUGUGAUCAGUAG
This is a messenger RNA of Alternaria arborescens, 333 nucleotides long. RefSeq lists its product as hypothetical. Lineage: Eukaryota; Fungi; Ascomycota; Dothideomycetes; Pleosporales; Pleosporaceae. Bases 1 to 333 code for a protein of 110 amino acids. The transcript has 2 exons. The record is from RefSeq and is a predicted model, not a curated record.